Molecule: messenger RNA, 369 nt
Organism: Parnassius apollo (apollo)
Lineage: Eukaryota; Metazoa; Arthropoda; Insecta; Lepidoptera; Papilionidae
Source: the annotation of a GenBank genome assembly
AUGUUUAACUUAGCCACAAAAGAUGUCCAUUGUUACUGGUUUGACGAGCAUAAUGCAGGAUUGGUGGCUUCUGUUUUUGCAUCAUGUGUCAUAGAUUGCCUGAGAAAAACUCUUUCAGAAAAACCUUUGCCAAUUAUCCUAUGUUCUGAUGGAUGUACAUCCCAAAACAGAAACGUUGUUUUAGCGAAUGCUCUUUUAGAUUUAGCCAUGGAAUAUAAUGUCGUAAUAACACAGAAAUUCCUUGAAAAAGGUCAUACCCAAAUGGAGUGUGACUCCAGCCACAGUGCAAUUGAAUGCAAGCUUAAAAAUAAGGAGAUAUACUUACCUUCCCAGUAUGCCACUAUUUCCAAGGAAGCUCGGCCGAAAUAA